This is a messenger RNA of Entelurus aequoreus (snake pipefish), 6539 nucleotides long. RefSeq names its product pro-neuregulin-2, membrane-bound isoform-like. Bases 346 to 2484 code for a protein of 712 amino acids. NCBI's taxonomy places the organism in Eukaryota, Metazoa, Chordata, Actinopteri, Syngnathiformes, Syngnathidae. Gene Ontology annotation, molecular function: signaling receptor binding. Gene Ontology annotation, biological process: animal organ development; nervous system development; intracellular signal transduction. The record is from RefSeq and is a predicted model, not a curated record. The transcript has 12 exons.
AGAAUUUACGAGUCUUGUUUGGCCUUUGAGGGAAGAAGACGAGGGGGAGGGUGCUGGGUGAAGGAGAAUGCAGCAGUCACAUUUUUUAAGCAUGCAGAAGAAGCGGGCCGUUUCCGGUUCCUAGGCUGCUGUGUGUGCGUAAGCGCGUCCCUGUGUGUGCCCCCCAUCCGAGGCCAGCAGCCGUAUGGGGAAAGCAUCGGCACACACAGAUGGCAUGGACACUUCCACAAGGUCUGCCGCUCUGCCCUGCCUCCUCCGCCGGAGCCCGUUCGCCGCCGCCGCCGCCUCUCUCUUGCAGCUCCCUCCGCCGCCCAGCAGCACUGCAGCACAGCCCAGGCUGACGGUAUGAGGCUUGAUCCAGUGCAUUUCUCCAUGCUGGUCAUCGGGGUCUCGUUCGCCUGCUACGCCCCGAGUCUCAACUCCCUCCAGGACCAGGCGUACCGAUCAGCCGUGGUCAUCGAGGGCGAGGUGCGCUCCUCCCCGGAGAACGUCUCCUCCCGGGAGCCGUACCGUGUGAAUGUCAAAGUGCUGGACGUGUGGCCCGUCAACAGCGGCGGCCUCGAAAGGGAGCAGCUCGUCACCGUCGGGGACUUCGGGUCCGAGGCCUCAUGCACCACGGUGGAGAAGGACCACAGAUAUAUCUUUUUCAUGGACCCCACCGGGGAGCCCGACGUGUUCAAGGCGUCCUACGCCCCCGUGGACGCCAGCGAGCCGGAGCCGAAGAAGGACGUGGAGAAAGUGUUGUGCGAGGACUGCGCCUCUGCUCCUCGGCUGCGAUUGAUGCGAGGCCAGUCUCUGGUGGAAGGAGACAAGCUGUCCUUGAAGUGUGAGGCGUCAGGGAAUCUGAGCCCCUCCUUCCGCUGGUACAAGGAUGGACAUGAGCUUCAAGGGGGAAAAGACCUCAGAAUAAAAACCAACAAAAAAAACUCCAAGGUGCUGAUCAGUCGAGUGCGUGUGGAAGACUCUGGAAACUACACUUGUGUGGCUGAAAACUCAGUCGGACAGGAAAACGUCACAAGUAUUAUCAGCGUGCAGAUCUUAACCACCACCACGUUGUCUCUGGGUGUGAGUCAUGUGAGGCACUGCAACGACACGGAAAAGGCCUACUGCAUCAACGGUGGAGACUGUUACUUCAUACAUGGUAUAAACCAGCUUUCUUGCAAGUGUCCCAAUGACUAUACGGGGGACCACUGUGAAAACUCCGUCAUGGCCGGUUUCUACAAGCUUCUCAGAAUUGAAUUUAUGGAGGCAGAGGAGCUCUACCAAAGGCGGGUGCUGACGAUCACGGGCAUCUGCGUGGCCUUGUUGGUGGUUGGCAUCGUUUGUGUGGUGGCCUACUGCAAAACCAAGAAGCACAGGAAGAAGAUGCAACAUCACCUACAUCAGAACCAGAAUCAGUGUGUGGAGCAGCCCAACCGCAUGCUGGCCAACGGCCCCAACCACCCUGGGCCUGGUCCCGAAGAAAUUCCCAUGGUUGAUUACAUCUCCAAGAGUGUCCCUACCACAGAGUGUGUCAUCAGCCAUGGAGCUGAAGGUGCCGGCAACUACGCAGGCAGCCGAAUGUCUACUCGCUCGCAUCACUCUACCACUGCCUCGCAUGCAUCAAGACAUGAGGAGCAGACGUGGAGCAUGGAGAGAACAGACAGUAUGAAUUCUGACUGCCAGUCAGGUGGGCUGUCCAGCUCUGUUGGAACCAGUAAAUGCAGCAGUCCAGCUUGUAUGGCAAGGAGGGCGGCCCACUGGGGCUGUAUGGAGGUAUCCAGUCCAGGAAUGCAGUACGGGGAUUCCUACGACUCUUUAAGAGAUUCACCUCACAGUGACAGGUAUGUGUCAGCACUGACCACACCAGCGCGCUUGUCUCCGGUGGAGUUCCACUACCCUCCGCUGCCACCCCAGGUUCCCACCUUCCACAUCACCUCACCCAACACAUGCCAUGCCCUCUCAUUGCCGCCUGCCGCCGCAGCCUACCACAGAGAUGACGACCAGCCGCUGCUACGAUGCCCUGAUGAUCGGAGCUUGUACAGGCAGCCUCGGCGACCGCGGCGGCCAUACCUGACAGAGAGCACAGGAAGUCUCCCAUCCAGCCCCUACCGCCUUGCUGACGAAGAGGCCUACGAGACCACCCAGGAGUACGCCUCCUCAAGGGAACCCAUCCGGAGUCGACGCCGCCCGCGGCGCAACCGCCUCAACGGACACGUCUCUCAGAGGUCAGCGGGCCUACGGGACUAUAGGUCAAACAGUUUUAGCCAAUCGGAGGAGGAAGAGGAAGACGAGGAGGAAGAGGACGCUCAAGGGGAGAGCACGCCUUUCCUCAGUAUGCAGAACAUGAACAUGGACCUGCCCUUAAGCGUGCCGGGUUACCAUUCAUCGUCAGGGGCUGACACGCGGACUCAUCGCGGACUCAGUCGGCCGGGGACUCGAAGCAACGGGCAGAGUCGAAACUCUCAGUCGCAGCGUUUCAAGUCCGACCACAUGCCCCUUUGAGACUGGCCUCCCCUGUGCCCCAUCACAUCCACCCAUGCAGCCGCCCCACCCCACACACACACACACACACCAUACACACACAUACACACACACACACUACUCCACCUCGCACACGCCUCUUCCUUCUUCUGGACUAGAGACCUGAACCAAGGAGAAAUAUUUUUAUUUUGUAUAACAGACAGAUAUUCUAAACAAAUGAAAUAUUUAUUUUCAUUUCAGCAAAAAUUGUCUACUAGCUAACAGCAAAGACUUUUUUAUAACGGGGGUGGGGAAAUAUUUAUAUGUAAAGGUUUUUUGAUUUACAGCAGUACGAGAGAUGAAAAAAUAUGUGCCAAUUUUUUCACAAGUUAGAUAAAUAGAAUAAUAUUGUGGUGCCUUUUGCUGUAUGCUGAAGUCGGAGGUCCCAUUGAGUUUUGUAGCCUUUCUUAUAAAGACUUCUCAUUUUUAUAGAGACCAAUCCUUUUCCUUACUUUUGCUGUUUUUUUUCUGAUUUGGGAUCCUCCUCUCUUUUUGAACUGUGAUCUGAUUAUGUCAUCAUGCAAUAUUGAGUCCUUCUGUGUAAAAGGUGUCUGUUUACAUGGUUUUGAUCCACGCAAAACGCUCGUCUCACAGGGACAUUCAGUCACUGACGCAAUCGCUGGGUAGUUUUGGAUGAACGUGCACCAUUCAUCUUCUUUGUUAGUUGCCUUUUUUUUUUUUUUUUUUUUUUUUUGUGGAAUAACGAAUGGGAGCGUGGCAUCAGAUUCUCAUGUACGUGAUCAGGGUGCUGCCAUAUCACAGGGGUUGGUUUUGAGUGUGUGAAAGCGCCGAGAGUCCGUGUGUGUGUGUGUGUGUGUGUGUGUGUGUGUAGUGUGUGCAUCUCAUCAAGCCGUGUAUGUUGCGCUGCCAGAAGCUCCAUUGCACUGACCCUCCCCUCGUGAGCAGUCAUUGCCCAUCGAUACCCACCAGUUGAAAUCCAGCCUGACUCUGGCCUCUUGUGGACUGCCAAGCCCACACAUUUCCUAUGCCAGCAGCUUAGAGCCGCACUGUGUCUCAGGACUUCCCCAUCACAUCACAGCCAAAAGACUGGAGCAGAAAGCGCUUGUCAUCUCAGCCACCGACCGCUAAGUUCGCUGGCCAGAAUCCCAUCGCCAUCGCUCUCCUUGACCUUAGUCUGAAGCGUAACAUGUCAGGGUUGUGCUUUCUGUAGACGAUUUGAAGGGAGAUUCAGUUUUUGUAUUUCCAAAAAGGUUGGAAAGUUGGCAUGCAUGAUGCAAAUGACAUAUUUUCCACUUCUGUUGCAGGGGAGUAGCAAAGAUUGCUGGGCACCCCCCCCCCCCCCCUGCUCACUCUGGGUUCCUCAUUUCUCUUUGUGAUAGUGUAACGGAUGCCAGCUGCUGUGCGGCAGUAAACCUCACUUCCCGUCACCUUGAAAGCCGUGCUGGACUAUGAGUUGACAGCCAGUGGCUUUUAGCUCAUUGACUAGCACUGCUCGAAUAAUUCUCAAUCGGUGGGGAUUUGUUGACUCUGCGGUUGGAGCCCAAUGUUUUCGUGUUGCUGCACGACAGACGGCACGAUGUGUAAACCUCACUUCCAGACACCUUAAAGGGGACCUAUGAUGAUUAAAAUCUACAUUCAAGGCACUUCACUGUGGUUUAGAUCAGGGGUUCUUAAUUUUUUUUUACCUCUGGGCAAACAUUUCCACUACAAAGGAGCUCGGGCCCACUCAAAUAUUAACACCAAAUUAGUAAUCUUACUCUUUGUAUUUUUUAAUUACAUCUAACCGAUUUACAGUUUACAACCUUGUCAAAUGAUAUGAAGCCUUAUGUUAAUCACAAAGAUUAUUAUUUAUUUAACACAUACACUUUUGAUUUAGGUCAGGCUGAUUUGAAAACAAGUACUAACCCAAUAUACUACACAAGAAGGGAAUCAUAAAUAACAUACAUUUAUGUUCAGCUAAAAUAAAUUACCUAAUUAAUGAUGAAUAUGUUUCUUAACUAAACUGUCAAUAAAAUAAAAAUUAAAGUUUCAUUACUUAAAUCAUAUUUUUGCACUUAAGACACUUCUCGAUGACUUUAGCUCCAGACUUCUGUUUGUUUGAGAUUGUCAUUACUGCCACACAUGUUGGAAAAGUAUAUUACAAAUGAGUACUCCAGCGGCCCAUUUGGACCGCAGCUGGGAAACAUAUAUUUUUUGGCGGCCCUCUAGGGGGCGCUUGCAGUUAAGAAACACUGGUCUAGAUAAUAUGAAUUGGAUAGGUUUUGGUGUCAUUUUUUUGUAAAUUUUGCUCCCCUGUCACAUUUAUAACCCGUUUUUUUGCAAGAUGUCUGUAAAAUGUUCCCAGAUUGGGACUGAACACCUCGCCUUCUCCAAAAUGAUGGUUAAAAUGUGCACUGUUCUUUUCUUUUCAGUCACAGAUAACAAUGAAAUGUCUUAAACUUUAAAUAGAUUUACUGGUCACAUCAUUAGCUGCACCUGCAGGCUCUCACACGCUGCUUAAAACAAUCAGAUUUUAAUUGUCACAUGGUGUUCAUGUGUGCAUGCCAAAAUUAGAUGAAAAUACUACUUCAUCCUACUUAAUCUUGUGUUUCCUCAAACCACGUAUUAAUGUCGCCGUCUUUUCCCGUCUGAGUUUAGUGGCUAAUUCAAUUCCGAAGAGGCCCAAAUGUCAUGGAUAAAUACACUUGAUAAACUAAAUGUAUUAUUAAUUAGUAUUUUAUAGACAUAGAGCAGACGGGAUGGCAUGAUAUGAGAAUGAAUACACGGAAUGCAGCAGGUGUGAGAAUGACCACAUAAGUACGUGCGUCAAUCUGUGAUGUCACAAAUGGCCCACUGUUAAAAAAACAAAACACAGCGUUCAGUCUUCCAAAACUGCAUGCAAGUUGACGCCCAAAUGCAUGAACCUUAUGCAUUGGCACGUGUAUCUAACAUUGUGAUAACAUUUAUAAGUCAAAACAAGACUUCAUUCAUCAUAGGUCCACUUUAAGUGUUGACAGGCUUUUAGCUCAUUGACUAGCACUGGUUGAUUAGUUUUCAAUAGGCGGGGAUUGUUGGACCUUGUGGAGCCCAGCAUGUGCAGAACUGGACUGUGCAGGAUCACCACUGUUACACAGUUAACAUAUUGGAAUGUUUGUGAAGCUCUUAAGUGUCGUCAUCUUCCAUCGCUCUUAGGGAAAGAACAUCCUUUGCAUUAAGGAAUCUCUGGAUUUACUUUGAAGCACUUGUGUAACACAAAUUACUGCAUCUUUGUUACGUAUUUCUAUACUUUUAUCGGUAAACUUCUGUUGCUUGGUCACAUUGACUGGAUGCUCUGUAUGUCUCUUGUCCUACCCCUCCCAUCACCUUGUCCCCACACCUCCAUGUCUUUCUUUACCCCAUAGAGAACUUCAGAAGCAUUGAUGAAUUUAAGGCCACGUCUUCAGAUGACGAUAUAUUAGUGAACAGCAGAGUAAUAGUAGAGAGAUCAUGUCAGAAUAUAAUAUACAGUGCAUUGGCUCUAGAUUCAAUAAUCUUCAUUUGAUAUUGUUUCCACACAGACGAUGCAUGGCUGACAGACAAAAACUUAUUAAAAAAGAGGAAGCCCCUUCAAUUCGGGGGAAUCGUAUUAGAAUUAUUUAAAAUUGCAUUAUUUGGCUUCACGACUCUGACGUCUGCCUAGUUUUGUCUUCUUCUCACUGUAAUCAAUCUGGGAAUUGCAACGUGGAAAUACUGCAAGUGAGGGUAGUGUGCUUCUAGAGCUAGUUGAAUUGUUAACACUCCCGCCCUCUUUCUCCCCUACCUGUACCCCCAGUUCCCCCUUGACGUACACACACACACAUUAUACACAACUAUACACAUACAUAGACACACACAAAGCCACACGUCAUGUAUGCCAACUGCUUUUUUUUCUAACCAACUCCCUUUCUCUUCCGUCCUGCUUCCAUCCCAGACCCUCUCCCCCUGCAUGUCCUAGUGGUACUGGUAGUUGGGUGCAUGGAUUAAAGCAGUCAGCAAACUGUUUAUUUUCUUUCCACUUGGUGAAAAAACUUAAAUGUGUAUUCAUUUUAACAUUCAGCAAUAAAUCCCCCUUAUCUUCA